This is a messenger RNA of Symbiodinium sp. CCMP2456, 414 nucleotides long. Lineage: Eukaryota; Dinophyceae; Suessiales; Symbiodiniaceae. The record is from the annotation of a GenBank genome assembly.
AUGGCGCAUGCGUUUCAGAAGGCUGGUUAUGUCUUGGAGAAGUACAGCGCGCUCUCAAAGAGGGAAGUGCGCGCAUUUCGGAUCGCUGGCUUGGUGGGCUGCGUGUCGAUGAUUCCCAUGGCAUGGAUCUCUAUGGACCUGCAUCGGGGGGCACACCUGUGCUUCGCCGGGCUCAUGAUGGGCUCGUGGCUGGUGGCAUUCGCUUUACGGUGCAAGUCCGGGUCACCUCCUUAUCAGCACCUGGCAACAUUCACAUCCGUUGCGGCACUGGUCUUGCUUCUGAUUUGGUUCGGCGGCAUUGCCUUCCACAAGAGCAUGUCCUGGGCUGAGUGGCUCGCAUUCAUGAGCUUCCUUCUGCACACCUUCAGCUUUCCGGUUCCCGCCAUGCGGGGCUCCAUGUUCCGACGGAACUCC